Neltuma alba is the source of this 2069-nucleotide messenger RNA. RefSeq names its product protein FAR1-RELATED SEQUENCE 5. Bases 878 to 1633 code for a protein of 251 amino acids. The transcript is spliced from 4 exons. NCBI's taxonomy places the organism in Eukaryota, Viridiplantae, Streptophyta, Magnoliopsida, Fabales, Fabaceae. The record is from RefSeq and is a predicted model, not a curated record.
CGUGCCUUCCUCUCCUUCUUCGUUUGUUUUCUUUCCCCGAACCUCUUGCCCCAUUCCCAACUCUUCAAAUUCUAUUCUAGGUCUCAGCUUGAACGCGCGCCAACUUGUUCCAUACUGAUAUUCUUUCUGCUAACCUUUCGUUUCCCUUGCUGUUUUUAUCUUCAUCUGUGAAACUCGUAAGCUUUGUUGAAGUCAUGCUCUCUCCCUCCCCCUCUCCCUCUCCCUCUCCCUCGUCUCACAUCUGAAUAAUUUUCGUUUUACCCCUUACCAUAUUCAUUAUAAUCCUUAUUUCUUGAUAUAACUCACUCUAUUCCCGUUUGCGUUUGCGUUUUCCUCUAUCUCAAUUUUGACCGAGUAUUCGUGCGACCCAUGCAUAAUGAAGGGAACUGGAAUGCAGCAAGUCUAACUCAGCAGCUCUAACCAGCACGAUACUUUUUAUGACCGAAAAACAUUUUAUACUGAUCCAUUGACCUGUCUCCUCGCAGGUUUUCGCCUUCCACUUAUAUGCCUUGUAUCUGAAGCACUUCAGAAGACAUGCGUUCACAUAUAAGUGAUCUCUGUUCUCUUGAUAUUUGCGGGGGAGAUUCAUAACCCGUUUGCUGGGUAUUUUCUUCCAUCUACGUCCUUUUUCACCGCACCUUAAUGGACUCGUCUACAAAUAACAUAGUUUAGGGUCCAAGAAGGAGGUAUAGCUACAUAUACGGAGAUAAGUAAAAGCUUCAGUUCGACAGAUUUUAUCUUUAUUUCUUGGGAGAAUUACUGUAUAAAGUCUCAAGGAAUGAGCAUAAUUACUCCCAUUGACAACAUAGCAGUUGGUGAUGACAAGUUCCUGUGUCGGAAAUGACAAUUCCUCACUUGUCAUUGAGACUUACUGAGGAUGAUGGAUCACCAAUCUGGCCGAGGAUUUGAUUCAGAUGAAAGUGUCUUUGAUAUGCAAGCAGAAAUUAGUGAAAAACCUGACAAAUUAGACAAGCUCUCACAAAACCUAGACUUCUUUUCAGGUGAAGAUGAACAAUCUGUUGCAGAUACUUUGGAAAGUGCUGAAACAUCAGAGCCAUUUGUGGGCAUGGAGUUCAAUUCAAGAGAUGAAGCCAGAGACUUCUACAUUGCAUACGACAGGCAGAUAGGUUUUGCUGUACGAAUACAUCACAAUCGUCGUUCAAGAGUAAAUAAUCAGGUUAUUGGUCAAGAUUUUGUAUGCUCAAAAGAAGGUUUUCAUGGAAAAAAAUAUGUAUAUAGAAAAGAUAGAGUGCUUCCUUCUCCCCCAGUCACCAGAGAAGGUUGUCAGGCUAUGAUAAGGUUGGCUUUUCGGGAUGGAGGGAGGUGGGUUUUUACCAAAUUUGUGGAGGAGCAUUGUCAUAAACUGAUGAGUCCUCGUAAAGUUCCAUGGAGAGGAUCUGCAAAGCACUUUAUUAGCGAGGAUGAGAAAGAUAAGAGAAUUCGUGAACUCUCCCUCGAGUUGUACAAUGAAAGGCAAAAAUGCAAGAGACGGUGUGCUGCAUAUGAAAAACAGUUAAAUAUGAUUCUGAACGAGUUGGAAAGGCACACUGAAAACAUCUCCAAAAAGAUCGCUGAUGUAGUCAAAAGUGUGAGAGAGAUUGAGGAAGAGAAAUCAGAUUUAAAUGGCUGGUAGUAAGUGCCACGUCUAGCAUAUUAAUCAUCAAUACCAAUCUCCAUAACCCCUUUGUCAUCUGAAGGAUUCAGAUGUGGUUACAUUAUAAUCAGGCUGCUUAUGAUUUUUAGGGGUUAUCCAUUUGCUGAUGCUAAUCAUAUACUGGAUGGCGACAUGAGCUUCUUUAUUUAAUAUUCGUGCAGAAAAGCUUUCCUCCUGUGACAUGUGAGAAGGGUAGCCAGUUGUACGUUCUUACAUGGAACUUGACCUUGUCGCAUAUUUGAAUGGAUACUUGUAUCGUAGUCGCGUUUCCAAUUAGGGGUGUCUGUUGUAUAAGUGUCCUUGUAGUGUUACAUUCUAGCUUUUUUAAAGGUAAAAAUUAGUCUGUAAAUUUGGUUAGUUGUUUAUAAGAUCACCCUGUAAUCAUCAUGCGUUUAUUAUGUUUUUCUUCCCCCCA